AUGGAUUGCAAACGGAUUUUGCGCUGCUCGACACUAGUCGUGCUAGUUUCAGUCACCCUAGUAUAUGCACAAAGCUCAGGUAAAGGUGCACACAAGCGGGAUCUGAACAAUCUGUACCAAGUGAUCUAUUACGGUGACUCGCAGGUCGAGGUCGGCAAACCGUUCUCGAUCUCGUGCAUCAUCAGCAUCGCCAAUCCGGUCGAGUGGCACAAGGACGGUGAACCGAUCCGGAAGCAUAGCAACAUCCGUCACGGCAAGGAUGAGCAUAGUUACAUCGAAAGUGAGAUGGGCAUCGCAGGAAAUCGGGACAAAAUAGAAGCAUCGAUCAGCGUACAACGGGCACUGCCGAAACAUCAGGGCAAGUACCAGUGCAACGCACUGUAUAAAAACUACCACCAGCUGUACGUCUACCGAAAUGGAACGCUACUGGGCCACAAUAGUGGUGCAUCUUCCGCUACAGGCACAGGAUCGUCACGUAAUGGUGAAAAGCAUCGUGAGGAUGUGCCGCUAAUGUUGAGCACGGUGAAGUCAACGCUCGUUGCUCCAUUAUUGGUAGAGCAUCACCAUUUUACAACGGCCGUAGCAUUAGCGCCUGGCCCUGCCAUUAUAGACGAAGAGUUCCCCGGUGGAUCCUCAGAGCGUGGACACGAACGGGACCGGGAGUCACAGAAAUCUUCCGCCCACAGUCCACACCAUCAUCGACAGCAGGCGGCCGUGGGCCAUCGGCACCAUACAGGUAGUACGGCGGAUAAGAAACUAACUCUGCAGCAGCAGCACACCACAGCCCCGGGCAAGGACGAUUCCAAGCGCUUCGUAAGUCAAAAGACCACGGUAGAGCAGGACUCUCUACUGCCGGACGAGGUACUUGAACAAACUGUGGAAGAUUUGGAAGAUUAUUCCCCGGUGAUGCAUACCGAUAAGUCUGCUCCUGUUGGUAAGCCGAAGCAUUCCACCACCGGUAGAAUGCAACCACCACCACCACUAAUGGAAACGGGUGACGAUGAGGACGAGGAACCGUUGCCCGAUGGAACACAGGACAUAAUUAAUCUCGAUACGUCAGCCGGGGCGGAAAACAUUGAGGACCUCGUUGAACCGGAUACCGAAAUUGUUAUCGAAAGCAAGGCGAUCUCGCUGGAGGACGAUAACAUCGAUAGGUUGAUCCAGAACAAGAGUGAUAUUAACGGCAUUAUUCUGGUGGACAGCUUGGAGGAGUUAACGCCGCACAAGAAGCCACCCAACGAGGACAGCACUGCCCUAAUACUAUCCCCCACGGACGGUACUGUGAUGAGAGUCGGCGGGAAUGUCUCCGCCAGUCACCAAGGGUUUCCAGUGGCCGCUAUCGGCAGCACCAUUGCAUCGAUGGCAGGUUCCACCGGGAUUCAACAGGCCGUACCAAAGGAGGAGAGCAUUAUCGUCCUCACUACCAACCCCAGCUCAUCUACCGUUGCACCACCACCGGUGGGAGUAGAUCAGGAUAGUACGGUCCACCAUCAUCAUCACCAUCAUCACGAACAUCACACUACCACAACCACAGCAAAAGUGACAACCACUCCAACAGCAGCUACUACUACUACUACUACCACCACCAUCACUACUACUUCUACCGCUAGCAUCACCACUAGAACAGCGACGGUGGCAACACCACUCACUACCACUGCUGCCGAUGUUCUGCUGCCUAACUAUGACCAUGCCAGCACUAGUUUAAAAAUAUUCGAUAUCGCAAAAUCAGUCACGCUCGGUUGUAACAUUACACAGGAAGGAAAUUUUGAUUUAAGUUGGGCAAAAGACGGUAAGAAUGUAAGUGAGGUCGAAUCGCUGAAAGAUCGCUUUAAGCUACUGCCGGCGGAGCGAAAGCUCAUCAUCAGUCGGGCAUUGGAAACCGAUGCCGGACAGUACACGUGUAGCGUACCACAAUUGGGUGUAUCUAAAAAUUUUAACGUAGUUGCUAAUGUUGUUGUUAAAUUUGAAAGCACAGAAAUAGGCAAAACUAACAUAGUGGAGGGAGAACGGUUGACGCUCCACUGUAUAGCUUUCGGAACGGAUCCUAAAAUUACUUGGAUAGUUGGCAACAAUACUUACAACGCGUCGUCAGAUCACAUCGUGCUGGAGACGGACGAAAGGGGCGUAGAGAACGCUAAGCUUAUCAUCGAUAGCAUAAAGCUAAACGACUAUGCAGAUUACACCUGUGAGGCGCGAAAUAAUGCCUCCGAUUUCACGGGCAAACCGGCACAGGUUAUGAUUACCGUUAGGGUUAGAGGAAAAUACGCCGCACUUUACGUUUUCUUGGGUAUUAUUGUGGAAGUUGUUUUACUGUGUGCGAUUAUUUUAAUAUGCGAAAAAAGACGUAACAAGACAGAGAUCGAGGAAAGUGAUACCGACCAGAGUCCCGACCAAAACAAGAACGGCUACCACGGUAAUGAAUCCGAGCUACGCCAAAGAAAGUAAAGCCUAGAGCAAAAAAGGUAGCCUGCGCGUGCGUGCGUGUACAUUUCGCGCAUGGUU
This is a messenger RNA of Anopheles marshallii, 2502 nucleotides long. RefSeq lists its product as uncharacterized. Lineage: Eukaryota; Metazoa; Arthropoda; Insecta; Diptera; Culicidae. Bases 1 to 2445 code for a protein of 814 amino acids. The record is from RefSeq and is a predicted model, not a curated record. The transcript has 9 exons.